AUUCAACCGCAUUCAUCGGAGCAAGUUUCAAGCAUACAAGAAAGUGCUUUUCAGACCAGGUAAACAAAACGACAAGAAGAGAGCAAAAGAAUGGGGAAGAAAGGAAAAGGCGGGAAGAAAGGCAACAAGAAAAAGGAAAAAGAAGAAGUAGUUGAGGAAUUAAGUGAGGUAGACAAGGAAUUGUAUCAGCUUCAAAUAACCGAUCUCACAAGGAAAGUUGAGAGGCUUAAAGCAAGGUGUUUGGACCUAGAGCUCAGUAAUGAAGAAUAUCAAAAAUUGUAUGAGGUUCUUGAUGAAGACAGGGCAGAUAUAAUUUCAUACUUGAAAAAAAUUCUCCAGGAGAAAGUAGGUGAAAUUCAAGAACUGCAGGAGAGAAUUGAUGGACUGAAAAAGUCUCGGGAAGCUGAAACAAAAGUGUACAAGAACAAAAUCUCUCAAAUGGAACAUGAUUACAAAAUGAUGCAUGAGCAAUUAACAUCUGAGAUACUGUUAAUAAAUGGAAAGCUGAAUUCAUUGGAAGAAUUUCGAAUUCAACGAGAUGAGUUAAUGAAUAAGUUCAGCCUUCAAGAAAAAGAGAUUGCUGAGCAGGAAAAAAGACACAAACAGACACUCUAUGAAGUGGAAAGGCAAUUCAUCCUUGCAAAGGAUAAAGCUAUGAAGGAAAUGGAGACUAGAUUGCUGCAAUUAUCAAAUGAUUUCGAGGAUGCAACACAAACCAGAAUUGCUGCUACAACUCAGAGAGCAAUAAGAGAAAAUAUUGCUUUAAACAAUGAGCUUGACAAGAUGUUAGAGACCAACAAAUACUUGAAGAUAGAAAAUGAAAUGCUGAAAGAGAAAAAUAUGGACUUGAAAACAAAAAUGAAACUUUAUGAAACAGAGAAACAUCAAGCUCUCACUAUGUGUGUUGAGCAACAAACACGGAUUGAAACAUUAACAAGCCAACAACAGAGAAUGGAGCAAGAGAGAGAGAAACUGCAAGCAGAGGCAAAUACUGCAGCCACACUCCAGCAAGAAUUAAAUGAGCUUGAGGAAGAGGCUAAUGAGAGAAACAGUCAGCUGAAGGCAACACAGCAGGAAUUACAAAAGGCACUUAGAAAACAAAAUGAGCUAAAUAAUAAAAUUGCAGAGGCUCAAAUGUGGUCUGAUAAGCUCGAAAAUGUGCUGCAGAGUGCAGUUACUGCAAUCAAAGAAGCGCUAAUGGUACAACAGGACUUCCCAGAUGAUUCAUUUCAUGUAAGCAAGAGAGAGGCUCUAUUGAAAUAUCUUUUGGAGCUGAUCAAUAUCAGCGAGGCAGAUCAUAGGAGAAGAGUGGAAAAAAUAGAUAGAGCCACUAGUGCUGUCACUAUCUACGGAACAGGAGACCUUGGACUAGUACCAGCACCUAUGUCAAUUAGAAGUUCACAUGCUUUAAAACCCAAAAAUAAUAUGACACUGACAGCCACAACUGAAAAUACAGGGGAUGAAAAUGUAAAAUUGAGACCAAAAACAGCUGGACCCCGCUAUGGUGUUACAAAAGUACAUGGUUUAAAGCCUCAGUUUCAGUCUCAAUACAUGGAAGAAGAUAAAUAAGGAACCCGCUAACUGAGGAGAUAACCAAGAAUUGUGGCUGGAAGGUACAAAAUGGUAGGAAAGAAAGCCACUCAAGAUGAGAAACUGAACAAUGGGCAGAUAAGACAAAAGCAAAGUGUUGAUUAAUCUAGAUAAUCUAUCUGUCUGUUUGGUCAGACACUAGCAUUACUUCUCACCACUUCCUCUGUGAUUAUACUAUUGUUUGUAUUCCAACAAUGAUUUUAUAUUACACAUUAAGGGCUUGUUUCUCAUUUUGAAACUUCUUGA
Molecule: messenger RNA, 1836 nt
Organism: Schistocerca gregaria
Lineage: Eukaryota; Metazoa; Arthropoda; Insecta; Orthoptera; Acrididae
Product: cilia- and flagella-associated protein 157-like
Exons: 11
Coding region: 91-1569 (492 amino acids)
Cellular component (GO): ciliary basal body; cilium
Molecular function (GO): microtubule binding
Source: RefSeq, a predicted model, not a curated record